Molecule: messenger RNA, 1847 nt
Organism: Odocoileus virginianus texanus
Lineage: Eukaryota; Metazoa; Chordata; Mammalia; Artiodactyla; Cervidae
Source: RefSeq, a predicted model, not a curated record
AAGCUCAUGUGUUCUGGGUGGGGGAGACGUGUCCUGGCCCCCUCCCCAGCGCACUCCUGGCUGCACUUGAUGUAUGGUUGUAUCCUCUAUAGAGAGCAACAGAUAUCUUAGGAUUUGUGUAUUUCAUAGACCUCAGUGGCUAAGUGUUUAUGUAAAAUGUUUGGAGGUGCAGCUGAUACUGUAAAGCGUUAUCUGUAUUCAAUUUAUAAAUUUUGUUACACUUAGAGAUCUGAGAUUUAAAAAAAAAACAAAACUGUGAAUGUUUUCAUUCAUUUUAUGAUGCAGCUGCAUUCAUCUUCAGGCUGCUUGUAGGUGCCUCUAGCAGCAGCGUUUUGUUCCUGAUGUCUCUGUCACCUGGCCCAACUGGUCAGCAUGGCAUCUCUCUCGUUUAAGUGCAUCACGUAGUGUUGAAAACACUUCUAAAUUAAAAAACAACAAACAACCGCUCAUCAGCAACUGGAUUGCUCUGUCUACACUCUGCCUUUGUAGUUAGCGUUUGGCUAGAGGCAGGAAUGUGCUCUGGUUGUUUCUGCAAGAGAGUCUUGAAUUCCUGCCAUGAGACUGUCCUCCCGCACAUUCACAGAAUCAGCACUGCAGUGUCAUCGCGUUGCACUAAGGGCGCCAAUGCCUCGGCAUUAGAGAAAGAGAUUGGUCCAGAACAGUUUCCGGUCAACGAGCACUAUUUUGGAUUAGUCAAUUUUGGCAAUACCUGCUACUGCAAUUCAGUUCUUCAGGCACUUUACUUCUGUCGUCCGUUUCGGGAAAAAGUUCUCGCGUACAAGAGUCAGCCCCGGAAGAAGGAGAGCCUUCUCACGUGCUUAGCAGACCUCUUCCACAGCAUCGCCACCCAGAAGAAGAAGGUUGGAGUCAUACCUCCUAAGAAGUUCAUAACGAGACUGCGGAAAGAAAAUGAGCUCUUUGACAACUACAUGCAGCAAGAUGCCCACGAAUUCCUGAAUUACCUACUAAAUACCAUUGCUGAUAUUUUACAAGAAGAGAGAAAGCAGGAGAAACAAAAUGGUCGUUUGCCUAAUGGUAACAUUGACAGUGAAAAUAACAGCACACCAGACCCAACAUGGGUUCAUGAGAUCUUUCAGGGAACACUGACUAAUGAAACCAGAUGUCUUACUUGUGAAACCAUAAGCAGCAAAGAUGAAGAUUUUUUAGACCUUUCUGUUGACGUGGAACAAAACACAUCAAUUACUCACUGCUUAAGGGGUUUUAGCAACACAGAAACUCUAUGCAGUGAAUACAAAUAUUACUGUGAAGAAUGUCGCAGCAAACAGGAAGCACACAAACGGAUGAAAGUGAAAAAGCUGCCCAUGAUUCUAGCUCUGCAUCUGAAAAGAUUUAAGUAUAUGGAUCAACUUCAUCGAUACACAAAACUUUCUUACCGGGUGGUUUUUCCUUUAGAACUUCGUCUGUUUAACACUUCAGGCGAUGCGACCAAUCCUGACAGAAUGUAUGACCUCGUGGCCGUCGUGGUUCACUGUGGAAGUGGUCCUAAUCGAGGCCAUUAUAUUGCAAUAGUUAAGAGUCAUGAUUUUUGGUUGUUGUUUGAUGACGACAUUGUAGAAAAAAUAGAUGCACAAGCUAUUGAAGAAUUCUACGGGUUAACAUCAGAUAUCUCGAAGAACUCUGAGUCUGGCUACAUCCUUUUCUAUCAGUCCCGGGACUGAGGGAACUGCGAUGAAAAGAGACUUUCUGCCUCAUUUCUUCUCUGGUUAUUUGGGAAAGGAUCAAGCACCGAUUUUUCCAAGAAAAGAGAACUGCAGGAAGCUCAGGGGGGGCAGCAGCACACUUUGCACACAAUAAAGCAAAGACCGUGGGUUAACACGCUCUUCCUA